AAACAGAAAAAAACGAAGAAAAGAAAAAAGUGAUAACCGACCGAGUAUCUUUUUCCUUAAUUCCAAAACUGCCCUGCUACGUUGAAAGCUCGUCUCCGUGCAUUCCCGCAUUUGGGGUUUGCUUGUAAUCAGGACAAGCAUACCCUCGAAGCGGCUCACAGAUCGCGAUUCGAUCCAAUUCCAAAACGAAGGAAAUGAAAGGCCCUCUCUCAUAGGUUCGCAGUAAUCUUCGUGGUCCGUACGUGCAUGCACUUCGGUAACGCCCAUAUCCCAUUGAAAACGCCACCCAAACCAACCCACAAUACCCGGAAUUGUGUAAUUUCCGAUUAAAGGGUAGAAAAGAGAAAGAAGAAAAGGCGCGAACGGAGAGAGAGAAAAGCUCCUAUCUUCGCAACUUUCUCCGCAGAUCUUGAAACCCUAGAUUUCCAAUCUACGUCGUCUUUCCUUUCUUUCUGGUCGGUUUUGAUGAUACGCGUUUGGACGGAGAGAAAAGCGCCUUUCCUCGGUCUGUUGAUUGCUUCUUUCUGGUUUUGAUGAGAUACCAGCGGGAUUUGGAGAUUUCGCCUCUUUUCCGUUGCCGUGGAGGAUUUCGGUUUAAGCGGCAGGAUUGGAUCCGUUGAUCGAUGUUUUUACGGUCGGAUAUGGAUGAUGCUGGCGAGUCGUUUGUUGCGGUGAGGAGGAUCUCGCAAGGGCUAGAGCGGGACGGCGGUUGUCAUUCGACCUCUGCUGAGGUUGUGGCAGGAUCAGCUGCAUGGAUUGGGAGAGGACUUUCUUGCGUUUGUGCUCAGAGAAGAGACAGCGAUGCCCGCCCUUCAUUUGACUUAACCCCUUGCGAGGAGGAGUGCUUACAAAAGCUGCAAAGACGCAUAGAAAUUUCCUAUGACUGUUCCAAUCCAGAGCACCAGGAAGCCUUGAGAGCCCUCUGGUAUGCAGCUUUUCCUGGAGAAGAACUGUGUGGUUUAAUAUCCGAGCAGUGGAAGGACAUGGGUUGGCAAGGAAAGGACCCAUCUACAGAUUUCAGGGGUGGUGGUUUCAUAUCACUGGAGAACUUACUAUUCUUUGCCAAGACCUUUCCGAAAUCUUUUCAGGAUCUUCUCCGGAAGCAGGAUGGUGAUCGAGCCAUGUGGGAGUACCCGUUUGCAGUAGCUGGUGUGAACAUCACAUUCAUGCUCAUUCAGAUGCUUGAUCUCGAAGCUGCCAAACCAAGAUCGAUGAUGGGAGCAGUUUUCGUGAAGCUACUUUCAGAAAACGUGCAGGCAUUUGAUCUCUUGUACUGCAUAACAUUCAAGUUGAUGGACCGGCAAUGGCUUUCCAUGCACGCUUCAUACAUGGACUUCAAUUCAGUGAUGAAAUCCACACGCCGGCAGCUGGAAAGAGAACUGCUGCUUGAGGACAUCACGCGCUUGGAGGACAUGCCUUCCUACAGCCUUCUCCUUCAAUAGGGGAGCAUACUUGAGUCAUUGAAUGAUGAAGAUGGUGGCUUGCAGAAGUGGGAUGCGAUUCAUUGAUCCUCUUUUCUUCUUUUUCUGUUUUCUGUUUUCUUUUUCCUUUUUUUUUUUGGCCCUCUUUUCCACUUAUAUUUGGCGGUGUUUCAAGAUUGUGUUGCUUGUUAGAGCCUUCAUAGAUUCGAGAAGUGGGUUGGGUGUGUAAGGCUGCAUGCAAUGAUUCAAAUGCAAUGGCAUCCAAUCACAGAGGUGCAAUCCCUGCUCAUUGUUCUGAUUAGGUGGUCCGAUCGCAGACCAUUGAAGUGCAGUCGUAUUAAUGGAAUUUUAGAUCUCUUGGUCUUCA
This is a messenger RNA of Magnolia sinica, 1788 nucleotides long. RefSeq lists its product as uncharacterized. Bases 624 to 1442 code for a protein of 272 amino acids. The record is from RefSeq and is a predicted model, not a curated record. Lineage: Eukaryota; Viridiplantae; Streptophyta; Magnoliopsida; Magnoliales; Magnoliaceae. The transcript has 9 exons.